GUGGGACAAUUGAAUAGUGUAUGGAAUUCAGGGAAACAUUUUCUCUGAAGCCCAUAUUCAAAAAUCUUUAUAACUUUGCUUAUAAGAAUUUGUAAGUUGGUGAUGAUUCCUUGUAAGCAUUUGUAUAAGCUCUAAUAUUUCCUCAAAAAGAUCUAAUAAUAUGCCAGACUGUAAAUAAUUCCUUAAUAACUUAUAAUCAUGCUAUAACUGUUACUAUUCAUUAUAAUGCCAUGUGGUGUAUGACAUAAUUGUAAUAAUUAUUAUCAAUAAUUAAAACAUUAUACACUUUUAAAAUCUCAGCACGGAGUGCUUGAGGUAACGUGGAUAUGUUCAACUGGAAGGCUAAGGUUUGUGAAGUAACUCUGAUGUUGGCUUGACAGAGCCUGAUAAAUAAUAUCGGAAGUGGUCGCUAUGGUGUUGCUAGCUGGUUGCUAUGGUAUCCCAGGUGGAUGCUGGGCUGUUGUUGGGAGAUUGCUAUGGUAUUCCAUGUGGUUGCUAGGCAGUUGCUAUGAUAUACCUGGUGGUUGCUAUGGUGUUGCUAGGUGGUUUGUAUAAUAUUCCAAGUGGUUGCUUGGGUGUUGCUUCGUGGUAGCUAUGGUAUCCCAGGUGGUUGCUAGGGUGUUGCUAGUUGGUUUUUAUUGUAUUCCAGGUGGUUGCUAGGCAGUUGCUAUGAUAUACCUGGUGGUUGCUAUGGUGUUGCUAGGUGGUUUGUAUAAUAUUCCAAGUGGUUGCUUGGGUGUUGCUUCGUGGUAGCUAUGGUAUCCCAGGUGGUUGCUAGGGUGUUGCUAGUUGGUUUUUAUUGUAUUCCAGGUGGUUGCUAGGGUGUUGCUAGUUGGUUUUUAUUGUAUUCCAGGUGGUUGCUAAGGUGUUGCCAGGUGGUUAUUAUGGUAUCCCUAGUGGUCGCAAAGGUGUUGCAAGCUGGUUACAAGGAUAUUGCAGGUGGUUGCUAUGAUAUUCCUGUUGGAUGUUAUUAUGUUGCUAGUUGGUUGCUAUGGUAGUCCAGGUGGCUGCUAGGGUGUUCCUAGGUGAUUGCUAUGUAAUUCCAUGUGGUUGCUGUGUGUUUGCUAGGAGGUUGCUAUGGAAACUCAGCUGGUUGCUAGCAUGUUAAUUGGUUCCUGCCUAUUCCAUAGAGUUGCUAAGGUGUUAGAAGGUGGAGCAAUGUAUAUUUCUUUCUCUUCAGUAUAUCUGAAUUAACACUGACCAUCAAACCUUUCCCCAUGUGUUCAUGUGUGGGGGGGGGGGAGAUGCAAUUUGGAGCAUUGCUUCAUGGCAACCGUAAUUCCAAUGGUGCCCUGAAAUGGACAGGCGUCCAAUCCGACCUGGAUGAAGCUUCUACUGAAGCUGAAUGAAUGAUGGAACCACGUGGCAUUAUAAUGAAUAUUGACACUUGCAUUACAACGUUAUUAUAAAGUUAUCAAUGAAUUGUUACCAAUGAUCAUUUAUUGCACAUUAUUGGAGCUCUAUGGGGCAUUAUUAGAGUUUAUAAAAAUGCUUACAAGGAAUCAUCACCAACUUGCAAACAAUUAUAAGUGGAGUUAUAAUGAUUUAUGAAUAUAGGCUUCAUAGAAAGUUUUAAACACUGAUAAUAAAAUGGACAAUUUGACAAUUAUGAAUGAUUUAUAUCAGUUUGAGUUUCUUUGUAAUACUUAAACCAUGGCUUGUCAAAGUUUGGGGUUUGGGGUUUUGGGUUUUGGUUUUUGGCCACUUGAAAAUUAAGUCAUUAAGGACACAUGAUAAGGGUUCUUCAGGCUCAAUCAUCUCUUUUACAUGAAUUUGCCUCUCGCACAUACAGGCAGCUAUAGUGUCAAGUGCUGAUGGUCAGUUGUUUAUCCUAUACUGUGAAAAUGCUCUGGUGCUCAGGCAAAUUGACCUUCAGUGGUUGAAUGAUGAUAUACUGAGCUGUAAUUCAAUCCCCUUCAGUCAACAGAAUUUGGAUAAAGAAUUUAAUUAGGACCUUGGAGAAUGUCUCUCUGCGCUCCUAAUUAGAAUAUGGCAGGAAAAAAAAUAGCCGGUAUCAAGUCUCAUAUUCAAAAUUUGAUGCUCCUGUCUGUAGCUAUCUGUUUCCACUAUCUAUUAAACAGUCUAUACAAAAAGGGGGAAGAAAAUAGUUUUACCUAAGACCUGAGUAAAUAAUUAAUUAAGCGCAAUGAUUUUCGCCUGACCGGAGUAUACUAUAUUUGAUAAAUUCAGCAUUAGAAAUUACCAUUCAUGACUAUGCUGUUGAAUUAGUAGUCAGUACUCAGUAAUUUAGUGUGUCAUCACUACAUUGCAGGGAACUCAGUUUUGGUUGUUUACAUUUAUGGCAUUUGGCAGACGCCCUUAUCCAGAGCAACUUACAAUUAUCUCAUUUAUACAACUGAGCAGUUGAGGGUUAAGGGCCUUGCUCAAGGGCCCGGCAGUGCUGGGAUUUGAACUCGUAACCUUCCGAUCAGGAGUCCAAUGUUUUAACCACUGAGCUACCACUUCCCAAUUUUGUAACCAGUGAAAUGGGGUAAUUUUUUGGCAUUUGGCUACAACUGAGUAGUUGAGGGUUCAGAGCCUUGCUCAAGGGCCCAGCAAUGGCAGCUUGGUGGUGCUGGGGAAUGAACUCAUGACCUUCUGAUCAGUAGUCCAACAUCUUAACCACUGCACUACCACUGCUCUUUGGUUGACAGUGAUAUCAGUCCCUUUUCCCUAACAUUGACCUAAUGAAUGUACCAUUUAAACAUACCAGGUAAACACAAUGGUAAGAAACAAAUGGGCUAAUGCAAAUCUAAUGUUUCAGUGACAAUAGCACUUUUGUACAUGCAAAUCCUCACCCAUCAGAAGGUAGAAAAAGGGAAUGGGGGUGUGGGGAAGAAGAGAUAUCUAAAGUGCUUACAGUAUGGGAGAACUCUUGUUUGAGACUCUGCUGUUGGUGUGUUUCUGGAGCUGCUGUUAUGGCACUGGACUCCAGCAUAGAGGAAACAUUACCAUCUAUGGCAUGUUUCCUCUCCAUAAUGUAGGUGCAACCAUCUCGACUGUACCUCAACUGACUGACUGUAACCGGUGAGACUUAUCUAUGCAUACUUUUUUACAGAGGCAAUCUCCUCAUAAUUCAAAGUUGUGUUUAAUUUAAUGAGCUGCUAUGGCUUUUGCAGAGGAACUGCCAACAGCCAUGGCUACUACUUGGUGCAGGCUUUGCGCUAUGCCGUGGAGGAGAUCAACAAUAACAGUCAGCUCCUGCCUGGUAUCACUCUAGGCUACCAGACAUAUGAUACUUGCUCACUUCAAGCUAGUAUUCUGGGCACGGUGACUCUCGUAGCUCAGCAGUAUAACAGAGUGAAAGUGGAGCCUCGAGCUAUUGCCCUCAUCGGACCAGACAGCAGCAGCUACAGCUUCACUCCAGCUGCUGCACUCGGUGGCUUUCUGAUGCCUGAGAUCUCAUAUGAAGCUUCAAAUGAAUUGCUGAGCAACAAACAGCUGUACCCAUCUUUCUUUCGCACCAUCCCCAGUGAUAAAAACCAGGUGAAAGCCAUGCUCGAGAUUCUUGUAAGAUACGACUGGACCUGGAUAGCCCUUCUCGGCAGUGACAAUUCAUAUGGCUUGCAGGGAAUGUUGAGCCUGUCGCAGCAAGCAUCAGAUUUCAAUAUCUGCAUCGCAUAUCAAGCAGUGAUUCCAACCCUCAGAACUGACACACAGCAGCGGAUGCGAAACAUUGUCAAGAAUAUCAUCAAAACCAAAGUGAAUACCAUAGUAGUGUUUUCCAGCAAGAGAAUAGCUAAAGGGUUUUUCUCAUUUGUAAUAGAGCAGAAUGUGACGGGGAAGGUGUGGAUUGGGUCUGAGGACUGGUCAGUGGCAACCUUAGUGUCUGAAAUCCCAGGAAUCAGUACUAUUGGAACUGUCUUGGGUGUGUCCGUAAAAUAUACACCUUUUAACGGGUUCCAAGAUUUUGCGAACCAGGCCAUAACUAAGCUUAGAAACAUCAGUGCUGAAAACGGUUUCAGUGAAAUGAGCGUUCCAUGCUUACAGAAUACAGACCUGUACGAAAUGGCAUCUGCACAAUAUCGUCUGGCGGAAUAUGAUAUUGCCUCUUCGUUUAACGUGUAUCGGGCAGUAUAUGCAGCGGCUCAUGCGUUGCACCAGGCUCUCAAGUGUGAUUCUGAAAAAUGUCAGAACACUGAAAUACAACCAUGGCAGCUCUUCCAAUAUUUAAAACAAGUACGGAUUUCCAUCAGAAACACAACACUAUUUUUUGAUGAGUAUGGAAACCCACCAACAGGAUAUGACAUUGUCACAUGGAUAUGGAUUAAUAAAACAUGGUCCCUCGGAAUGGUGGGAUCAUUUAUUUCAGAGCCCCCUAAUCUUCGGGUGGACGCUUCACAGAUACAGUGGAUGCCUGAGUCACGUUGUUCCCCAGAAUGUCCCUAUGGGCACAGACGACUGCAGAUUGGACAACACAAAUGCUGUUUCAUGUGCAUAGAAUGUUCGGCUUCCACUUUCCUCAACAAAACUGGCUCUACCAGCUGCCAGCCCUGCAACAAAGAUCAAUGGUCUCCAUCUGGGAGUGAGGACUGUCUACCGAGAACAGUUCUGUACCUGCGAUGGGAUGAUCUGUUGGCCAUUGUUCUCCUGGUUCUUCUGGCACUGACGCUGCUGCUCACCCUGGGCACUGCUCUUAUCUUCCUACUCAACUUGAGCACCCCAGUUGUAAAGUCUGCAGGUGGCAGGACAUGUCUGCUAAUGUUGUUGUCUCUGACCAUAGCUGCCUGCAGCUCAUUGUGCCUUUUCAGCACGCCCUCUCGAGCAUCCUGUCUGUUCAAAAAGUCCCUCUUCAUCUUCAGUUUCACCGUCUGCCUGACCUGCAUGACUGUCCGUGCCUUCCAGGUGGUGUGCAUAUUCAAGUGGUCUGCAAAGCUUCCCAAGUUCUACGAUACCUGGGUCAAAAAUCGAGACCCUGAUAUCUUCAUCCUGGUCACCUCUUUGGUUGAGUUCUUCAUCUCUGUUCUCUGUGCAAGCUUAAAUACACCUCUCCCCUCAGCAGACUAUGACUUCUACUUUGACAGCAUUGUAUUAGAGUGCAGUAAAACUAUGUCUGUAGUGCUUCCACAAAUUCUGUAUGUGUCUAUACUGACUGUUAUAUGUUUUUGCUUGAGCUACACGGGUAAAGACCUACCAGCAAAUUACAAUGAGGCCAAGUGCAUUACAUUCAGCUUGAUGAUCUAUAUAAUCUCCUGGAUCACUUUCUUCACCACCUACAGUGUUAAUAGAGGAACUUUAAGUAUGGCCUUGGAGGUGGUUGCCGUAAAUUUUAGUGUUCUUGGCAUACUUGGUGGAUACUUUUUGCCUAAAGUGUACAUCAUUUUAUUACGACCGGAAAGGAAUACCACUGCCCACUUUCAAAAUUGUAUUCAAAUGUAUACCAUGGCAAAACAGUGAAACUCUGGCUGAAACAUGUGACUCAUUGUUAUAUAAAAUCCUACUGUAGUGGUAGCUGGUUCUGAGGUGUUUUUUUUUCCAC
Pangasianodon hypophthalmus (striped catfish) is the source of this 5479-nucleotide messenger RNA. Its product is annotated as taste receptor type 1 member 1. Gene Ontology annotation, cellular component: membrane. The transcript is spliced from 6 exons. NCBI's taxonomy places the organism in Eukaryota, Metazoa, Chordata, Actinopteri, Siluriformes, Pangasiidae. Gene Ontology annotation, biological process: G protein-coupled receptor signaling pathway. The coding region runs from base 3097 to 5397 and encodes 766 amino acids. Gene Ontology annotation, molecular function: G protein-coupled receptor activity. The record is from RefSeq and is a predicted model, not a curated record.